Cornus florida is the source of this 3479-nucleotide messenger RNA. RefSeq lists its product as uncharacterized. Gene Ontology annotation, molecular function: ATP binding; protein kinase activity. The coding region runs from base 223 to 2730 and encodes 835 amino acids. The record is from RefSeq and is a predicted model, not a curated record. The transcript is spliced from 16 exons. Gene Ontology annotation, biological process: protein phosphorylation. Lineage: Eukaryota; Viridiplantae; Streptophyta; Magnoliopsida; Cornales; Cornaceae.
GUGAUAUUGAUCCUCUCAGUGCUCUACAGUUAUGCGGAAAUUACUAGAGCCACAAACACGCACUGUAUGAGAGAAACACACACAGUGCACGCUACUCCUAUGCCCACCAUUCGUUCUCUCUCCUCCUCACUACCCCAACCAAUUACCAAUCCAGUAACCAAACCGAUCAACCAACAACCGGCAUGGUUAACAUCCAUUAAAGUACUCUCUCUCUAGGCUCCAAUGGCCAUCGCAGUGACUUCUUCACCACCAACGCCUAUGUCCGUACUCUGCAUCACUCGCUUGUCUUCGACGACGAUGAUGAAGAGUAACCCUAAACAGAAUCAAGGUCGUGGUGUGGGAAACUUUGGGCAUUUCGUUCAGGUCGUGCGCAACGACGUGAAGUAUCUGAAGAACCGAAUGAGUGAAGGCAUCAACUGGGCCAACGAAACUCUUCGUCUUCCUCAGCUCUCCAGAACCGUAGACGACAUUCUAUGGCUUCGGAACCUCGAAGACCCUCUUGCCUCUUCCUUACCGACUUCUUCUUGGCCUCAACCUCAUUAUCCAGAAUUUUCUGGUGUGGAUUUGUUCGUGGCUGAUCUCAGGGCCUUGGAGGCAUAUGCUAACUAUUUCUACUAUUUGUCAAAAAAGUGGACUAAACCACUUCCAGAGGGCUAUGAUCCACAAGAAGUUGCUGACUAUUUCAGCCGUAGGCCUCAUGUAGUUGUCCUUCGACUUCUUGAGGUGUUUUCCUCCUUUGCUUCUGCUGCAAUUAGAAUCCGAGUCUCAGGAAUCAGAAAGUUAUAUAGGUCAAGUGUGGAUAAGGAUAUUGAGAACAGCAUUUUGCAAUACAAUUUUGGUGUGGUGCUGAAGGAAACCAUGCUAAAACUGGGUCCCACUUUUAUUAAAGUUGGUCAAUCCCUUUCCACAAGGCCGGAUAUUAUUGGUUCUGAAAUUUCAAAGGCUUUGUCUGAGCUGCAUGAUCAAAUCCCUCCUUUUCCCAGGAUGUUGGCUAUGAAGAUCAUCAAGGAAGAAUUAGGUUCUCCUGUGGAAACAUUCUUUAGAUACAUAUCCGAGGAACCUGUAGCUGCAGCUUCAUUUGGUCAGGUGUAUAAAGGAAUUACCGUUGAUGGUUUCAAUGUUGCUGUAAAAGUUCAACGCCCUAAUUUGCGUCAUGUGGUAGUUCGAGAUAUUUAUAUUAUUCGCCUUGCGCUGGGGUUAGUGCAAAAAAUUGCAAAAAGGAAAAGUGAUCCCCGCCUUUAUGCUGAUGAGCUUGGGAAGGGCUUAGUUGGGGAGUUGGAUUACAGCCUGGAGGCUGAACAUGCUAUGGAGUUUAUGGAAGCUCAUUCCACCUAUUCGUUUAUCAGUGUUCCAAAAGUAUUUCAGCAUUUGAGUCGAAAGAGAGUUCUAACUAUGGAGUGGAUGCAUGGUGAAAAUCCAAGUGAUUUACUCUCCAUAUCCACUAAAGAGUCGAUUAAAAAUGGUUCUAGAUAUUCAGCAAGGCAGCAAAGUGAUGCUAAAAGACGUCUUCUUGAUCUGGUUAACAAAGGAGUGGAGGCAACUUUAGUUCAGCUCCUUGAAACUGGCUUAUUGCAUGCUGAUCCACAUCCUGGAAACUUGCGUUACACAUCAACAGGACAACUGGGGUUUCUGGAUUUUGGUUUACUUUGUCGAAUGGAAAAGAAGCAUCAAUUUGCCAUGCUUGCAUCCAUAGUGCACAUAGUAAAUGGGGAUUGGGCGUCCCUCGUUCAUGCUCUGACUGAGAUGGAUGUUGUGAUACCAGGAACUAAUAUCCGGCAUGUUACCAUGGACUUGGAAGAUGCCUUGGGAGAAGUGGAGUUUAAAGAAGGAAUACCUGAUGUCAAGUUCAGUAGGGUUCUGGGUAAAAUAUGGUCUGUCGCCUUCAAGUAUCAUUUCCGAAUGCCACCAUACUAUACGCUAGUCCUACGUUCAAUCGCUUCCUUUGAAGGAUUGGCAAUAACUAUUGAUCCAAAUUUUAAGACUUUUGAGGCUGCAUACCCUUAUGUUGUACAUAAACUUCUCACUGAUAAUUCAGCUGCCACAAGGAAAAUAUUAUAUUCGGUUGUAUUAAACAGAAGGAGAGAGUUUCAAUGGCAAAAGCUUGCUCUUUUCUUAAAAGUAGGGACAACAAGGAAAAGGUUGCAUCCAAUGUUAGCAUCAAACACUGAAACUUCUCUUGAUUAUUCACCAAGUGGAGCCACUGGUGUAUUUGACAUUGCCAACCUGGUCCUGAUGCUUUUACCAUCUAAAGAUGGUGGUGUGUUGAGAAGACUCCUAGUGACUGCGGAUGGAGCUUCAAUAGUUCGAGCAAUGGUUUCCAAGGAGGCGGUUCACUUCCGCCAACAACUUUGCAGGAUAAUUGCAGACAUAAUGUAUCAAUGGAUGUUUGAAGCCCACGGAGGAGGUGCUACAACAACUCAGUAUAGUUCCCAAGUGAGAUUGGCAACUGGGGACAACCUCCUAGAUCCUUUUCCAUCCUCCAGAUUAGCCACACCCAAUUAUGAUUAUCAGUCCAUCCUGAAAGAUCGGCGGCUCAAAGUGAUAUUCUUCAAGAUACUAGACUCUGCAAGGAAAGAUCCCGCAUUGAUGCUGAGGUUCUACUGGGCUUCCUUUGUUAUGUUUCUCAAAGCUUCGGCUUUGGCUUGUCAUCGGGUGUUAGUUUCCUUCUCCGAAACUUUACUGGGGCCUGUAUCAUUUGUUCCCAAGCAAUUUGCAGUUGCUGCGUCGUAGUCUUUUCAUUUGAUUUCCACGAAUGCCCUUUUGUAGACAAGUUGUACCGUAAUUCUACGAAGGUCGAAAGUCGAGAAUGGCUAACCUUGGGAAAGACGGCUGGCACCUGCUUCGUGGUGUUUUUAUUCAUUUUCCACGAAUGCCUUCUAGGAGACUAGUUGUGAGGUAAUUCUAUGAAGUAAAUUCGAGAAUAGCUAACCUUGGGAAAGAUGGCUGAGAUAAAGAUUGGUGACCUUGAUUGAUUUGGAUUACAUAGUCUAAAAAUUGUGUUAAUAUCACCUCAGUAAUUGCGCAAACAGUGGUUUAGGUGUUGGCAAGUUGUGAGUAAUUAAGGAUGGAUGUAGGAUCAGCACUUCUAAGCAAUGUAAAUUGUGAUUGUGUAUGCAUUAUGAGAUAUGUAGGGUAAAAAAUUAUGGAAUGAAUUGCCGAGCCUUGCUUAUAUAUAUCAAUUGAUUAUCAUAUAGCAUGGCGUGUAAGAAUAAAAUAAAUUGUGUAUAACAAAAUAUUAUAACGUCAUUGUCACUUUUGGAGGCCUAGGAACAUUAUAGGUGAAUUAGUUAAUUGUUCUAUUUCAAGUUAGAGUUGCUUCCGCUUUCAACAAGGCUGAAGAUAGGACAGCCCUUGAAAUGUGUGCUCUUAAAUACUUCAUGCUGAAGGUAGUCUUAUUUCAUUUUCAUGUAGGCUCGGUUUGUUUGGAUGUAAAACAUUUAUAAGAAAAUAUAUAUAUAUAUAUAUAUUUAUUUAUUUUU